Messenger RNA from Arachis ipaensis, 683 nucleotides. The record is from RefSeq and is a predicted model, not a curated record. Lineage: Eukaryota; Viridiplantae; Streptophyta; Magnoliopsida; Fabales; Fabaceae.
UUGGGUUCCAAUUAUCCAUCACAGUUGGGAUCCUAGUGGCGAAUGUGCUCAACUACUUCUUCGCAAAUAUCAAAGGUGGAUGGGGAUGGAGGCUUAGCUUUGGUGGUGCAAUGGUCUCUGCACUCAUCAUCACAAUCGGAUCAUUGGUCCUUCCAGACACACCCAACUCCAUGAUCGAGCGUGGAGAGCACGAAAAGGCUAGGCAACAACUGAGGAAGGUUCCGGGCGUGGAAGACAUUGAUGAAGAGUUCAACGAUCUUAUUGCCGCAAGUGAAGAAUCGAAGAAGGUGAAACACCCUUGGAGGAACCUGCUGCAGCGCAAGUACAGGCCUCACCUCACCAUGGCAAUCAUGAUUCCAUUCUUCCAGCAAUUCACGGGCAUUAUUGUCAUCAUGUUUUGUGCGCCUGUGUUGUUCGGCUCCAUUGGCUUCAAGGACAACUAUGCUCUCAUGUCAGCUGUCAUCACCGGCGUCAUAAAUGUGGCUGCCACUGUUGUGUCUAUAUAUGGGGUUGACAAGUGGGGUAGGAGAGCCCUUUUUCUGGAAGGCAGAGCCCAAAUGAUUAUAUGUCAGGCCGUAGUAGCCGCUGCUAUUGGAGCCAAGUUCGGAAUUGAUGGAAACCCCGGUGAUUUGCCAGUGUGGUAUGCUAUUGUGGUGAUGAUGUUUAUUUCCAUCUAUGUCUGA